GGGGAGAAAUACAUUAGUUUGCCCUUUUAAGACUUACAUUAGUUUGCCCUCUUAAGACUUAGGCAUACACUUACAGAAAUAAUCUUCCAUGUAUGUAUAGUCUGGAUAAUUUUGACAGGCUUGAGGUGACUGGUGCUAUUUCACACAUAUUUUUUCAACUUGGACACCACAGAGAGGAAGUUCCAUCAUCGCCUGUGAUACAGCUUUGUACUAGACACAAAUAGCCUUUACAGAUCAUCCCGUUUUCAAACAACAGGCAGAGAAUGGCUCGACUGGGAUUAAUCCUCAUUUUUAUGCUUCAGUUUGAAGGCAUCAGUGGAACAAUCAUCUUUCACUACUACAGACCUGGACAUGAUGCCACUCUGCCCUGUGCCACUAUAUCAUCCACUGAGACAACAUGCUCCUCUGUUACAUGGUUAUAUAACAAAAAUGUAUCUCAGACUUCCACUGAGGUUGAGAAUGGAAAUGUUAUGAAGAGCUCAGCUCGAGCUGCCAGACUGAGUGUGGACACUGGCUGCUCUUUGGUAAUUAACAAGGUCACUGCUGAGGAUGUUGGUUUCUACACCUGUCAGCAGGGGAGGAGCACUUCUCAGGAUGUAGAUUUAUUUUUAAGUGUUCUCUCAAUCUCUCCAUCUCCACCAGACGCUGAUCCAAAGAGGGACGGUGAAGUCACAUUACAGUGCUCUCUGUCGAGAUACAGUGACCUCGGUCCUUGUCCACAGAACAGCGUCCGCUGGGUGGAUGAAACAGGAGCUGUGCUGAGUGGUGAAGGUGUCGGGUACAAGUUCCUCAGACAGACAGAAUGUGUCUCUGCUCUGACUGUGAAGCGUCAGAGUGGCAACAACAGGAAAUACACCUGCCAGUUUGUUGAUAACAACAAAGUCGAGAUAGAGGCUGACUACACACCUGACUUCACAGAAUCCACAGGCUGGUCUCCUCUGAGCUACGUCAUGUUGGCUCUGCGUAUUGCAGGACUGAUCCUGAUGAUCGUAAUCACCAUUCAUGUCAUCAGAAUCAAAUGGAACAAAAAACCACUUGAUGACGACGACAGUGAAAACAAUGAUGGCGACGUCCAGUAUGAAAAUGAUGGAGCACGUCCUGCUGCUGCUAGACUGCACUGAUCAACAACUUCCACACCAACUUCAGAUCAUCACAAAGUCACAUAGCAUCAGUCAUUUUACACUUGUGAUCAAAGCUUUGACUCAAAAUGACUGUUCUAUAUUUAGUGAAUCACUGAAGGUUAAAAUCAUCAGGUGGACUCAACGUCUGCUGGAUGUGUGGAUACAGAUGGAAAUAUUUUCUUUGCUAUAUAAGGUGUAAAUAUGUCAGAGGUGUUUUUCUGCUUCAAAGAAGACAAAUAAAUGGUCAAACUGA
Molecule: messenger RNA, 1374 nt
Organism: Epinephelus lanceolatus (giant grouper)
Lineage: Eukaryota; Metazoa; Chordata; Actinopteri; Perciformes; Serranidae
Biological process (GO): interleukin-15-mediated signaling pathway; T cell activation; positive regulation of ERK1 and ERK2 cascade
Cellular component (GO): external side of plasma membrane; membrane raft
Molecular function (GO): protein tyrosine kinase binding; MHC class II protein binding
Source: RefSeq, a predicted model, not a curated record